UAUGAUGGCGCAACGUUUUCUGCAAUUUCACCCAGCAUUCAAAAUAAAUAAGAGAAAAAAUGUGACACAAAGUUUUAAAUACUUGCUUGUUCUCGAUUUCGAGGCAACAUGCAAAAAAGAUGUGAAGUUGAGGCCUCAAGAGAUAAUAGAAUUGCCAUGCCUGGCACUGUGUACUAAAACUUGGGAAGUCAAAGAUGUAUUUCACGAGUAUAUCAAACCUCAGAUCCAUCCUGUACUGACUUCCCACUGCACAGAUUUAACCGGUAUUAUACAAGAAAUGGUGGAUGAUCGUCAACACUUCCCCGAAAUAUUUUUAAAGUUUCAAGAAUGGUUGGAUCAAGGAAAUUUUUUGAAGGGUACCUGUAAUGGUGCAUUUGUAACUUGUGGUAAUUGGGACUUGGGGGUAAUGCUACCCGAGCAAUCCGCCAUCACUCAAACGGUCAUCCCAGAUUAUUUUCAUAAAUGGAUCAAUUUGAAAACAUCAUUUUAUACUGCGACGGGACAUUAUCCGAAAAGCUUAGUUAACAUGCUCAGACACCUUGAUUUACCGCAUACGGGUCACCUACAUUCAGGAAUAGAUGACGUCUAUAACAUGAGCAGAAUAAUUCAAAUGUUAGGAAUGGGUUGUAAAGUCAACUUUGAGAUUACAUCCGAACUAGGGAACUGAGAUGUUAAAAUUGAAAAUCGAAACUUGGUUGUUUCAUGUACCAAACAUAUUUUAUGGAUGAUGAUCAUGUAUGGUUGAUUAUAAAAUAAAGAAACCCCAUUACUACGCUAA
Neodiprion fabricii is the source of this 778-nucleotide messenger RNA. Its product is annotated as ERI1 exoribonuclease 3-like. The record is from RefSeq and is a predicted model, not a curated record. Lineage: Eukaryota; Metazoa; Arthropoda; Insecta; Hymenoptera; Diprionidae. Bases 2 to 667 code for a protein of 221 amino acids. The transcript has a single exon. Gene Ontology annotation, biological process: exonucleolytic trimming to generate mature 3'-end of 5.8S rRNA from tricistronic rRNA transcript (SSU-rRNA, 5.8S rRNA, LSU-rRNA). Gene Ontology annotation, molecular function: 3'-5'-RNA exonuclease activity; nucleic acid binding.